UGAUCUUUGCAAAAUGUGUACUAAAUGUUGGCUAAGUUACAUCAGCUCACUGAGCUCUGCCCUUUAAAGGGACAGCGGAUCUCUGUGCUGCUGUCCCUAGCAGUUACAUAAUUGCCUGCAGCCAACCUUCCCCUGGAAGCUGACAGGAAGAGGCGGAGCCCACGCCGCCCAGCGCCACCAGGGAGGGAGCGGCGGCCGCUGCCGGUGAAGGCUAAAGCGGUGGCCGCUUCAUCCCGGCCACUGCUCGGUCUGGCUCGGGACUGCGCGGAUCUUCCGGGACCCUCGGCCUGGUCUGACAACGCCAUGACCCCCGCCGAGGCCCCGUCCGCCCUGGCGCUCAGGGUUGUGGGCCCUGCGGCCGCCACCCCGUACGGUGUCUUCUGCAAGGGGCUCUCCCGCACCCUGCUCGCCUUCUUCGAGCUGGCCUGGCAGCUGCGAAUGAACUUCCCGUACUUCUACAUCGCGGGCUCAGUGAUCCUCAACAUCCGCUUGCAGGGUUUCCUCUAGAAUUGCUGUGUAUUCCAGGCUAGCCCAAAACUCAUGAUCCCCCUGCCAUUGUCUUUUGAUAACUGAGCUAUGCCCACAAUAGGCUUCAUAUUUGCCAAGUGACAUUUUAAAUGUCACUGAAGUCCCCAGGUUCCCAUUACUAAAAUUUAUAGGCUAAAGGAGUACUCUGAAGGAAAAAAAAAUAGUCAAUGCUUUAUUAAUGAAGAAAUACACCUGAUGUUUUAAAGCAUGAGAAAAUUCCAACUGUAAUAGGGCAGAAAGAAUGACCAUAAAGAGAAAGAGCUGGAAACAUACUUCAGUCAGUAAAGACUGUUCUAUAAAAGCCUGAAGACCCAAGUUUGGUUCCCAGAGCCUAGUUAGCCAGGCUUGGUAGCGUGAUUGCAACCCCAGUGCUAAGGAGAGUCAGAGACAGGUCCCUGGGGUUCUCUGGCCUAGCAUACUUGGCAGAGUUCCAGAACAUUGAAGGACAGUGUUUAAACAAUAAUAUGGAUACUGCCUGAGGACUGACAUUCAGUGUCGAACCUAUAGAUACCUCCCACAUUAUCUUCCUAUUGAUAUCCUAA
Molecule: messenger RNA, 1070 nt
Organism: Rattus rattus (black rat)
Lineage: Eukaryota; Metazoa; Chordata; Mammalia; Rodentia; Muridae
Gene: Smim10l1
Product: small integral membrane protein 10 like 1
Source: RefSeq, a predicted model, not a curated record